Messenger RNA from Closterium sp. NIES-65, 5742 nucleotides. The record is from the annotation of a GenBank genome assembly. NCBI's taxonomy places the organism in Eukaryota, Viridiplantae, Streptophyta, Zygnematophyceae, Desmidiales, Closteriaceae.
AUGGCUAGCCCUACAGUCCUCUCGUUCGAUACUGAGGGCCGCCCGAUUAAGUUUGAGACCUGGCUCGAUGAUCUGCACCUGUUCCUCCAGCUAACUGCCAAAGAUGAUAUCUCGCUGUACGAUCACGCACUAGGCACAGUCCCUGCUCCUGCUACUACUGCUACCGCUACUGCUCGCUCGCAGUGGCAGACUCGCGAUGCCCACGCCCGCUUUGCCAUUCGCAACUCCCUGCCAGUCGAUGAGCGUGAGCACUUUGGCCAGCAUCAGACUGCGCAGGCCCUGUACACUGCUGUAGUUGCGCGCUACUCCUCCCCGGCCUCAGCUGCACUAGGCCGUCUCUCCCUUCCCUACUUGUUCCCAGACCUGUCCGCUUUCCAGACAGUCGCUGACCUCAUCACUCACCUCCGUACUAGUGAUGCCCGCUUCCGUGCAGCCAUGCCCGCUGAGUUUCUUGCCUCCAACCCUCCCCCGCUCUGGCUCACUCUCUACCACCUAGUCACCCGCCUCCCUGACACUCUGCGUACAGUCAGGGACCACUUCCUAGCUCGCUGCCCCACUGAGCUCACCAUUGCCGCCCUAGAGAAGGAACUACUUGCAGCUGAGAAGAGUAUUGUAGCUGUAGGUGCCUCUCGUGGCGACCCCAGCACCCCUUUCUUCGAGGGGUGUUCCCCCUCUCCCCUCCUCCCCUCUGUCGCCUCUGCUGCUACUGUCGACCUUCUUGGUACUGAGCAGGUCGGCUCAGCGCCCGCUCCCAGCGGGCCCCGCAGCGGCAAGGGCAGGGGAGGCAAGGGCGGUGGGGGUGACGGCGGGGGAGGCGGUGGUGGGGGUGGUAGCAGCAGCGGGGGCGGUGGCGGGGCUGGAGGGGCUAGUGGCAGCGGUGGGGGUGGUGGAGGCAGCGGCGGCGGCGGUGGCCGGGGUGGGGGCGGUGGUGGUGGCGGCAGUGGACGUGGCGGCGGCAGGGGCGGUGGUGGUCGUGGUGGAGGCGGCGGUGGUGGUCGUGGAGGCUCUGGCACUGGCCAGAGUGCGCAGCACCCUCAGUCCUCCCAGGAGCUUCGUGAGUGGUACUUACAGCACGGGGGUGGGGGGGGUAGCCUUAGCUGCACGUACGUCAUCCGCACUGGUCGCCGCAAGGGACAGACGUGCGGGAGGGCGCACACUGCGCAGCGCUGCUUCUCUCGCCUAGACGACGCUUGGCGUGCUCAGUUUCCUGACGCUCCUGAGCUCCCUCAGUGGGCUGAUCUCCUCAAGAAGGAUAUCGAUAUCUAUGCUCUUGAUUUUGAUGUUAUUCUCAAAGCAAUGUAUGCAUUGACUAUUAGUGGAGAGGAGGACCAGUACCUGAGUGUUCCGCCUGACCCAGGCAUCCGCACGAGUGAGGCUGCCGCCCUAGGUGCUUGCGUGUCUGCUGCCCCAGGUGCUGGUGAGGCUACUGCUCUAGGUGCUUGUGUGUCCGCCACCCCAGGUACUACUGAGUCCACUGAGGCACUGCACACCUUCACUCUAGACUCAGGCGCUUCGCGCUGUUUCUUUCGUGACCGCACUACUCUUGAGCCCCUUGCUCGACCAGUCGCUGUCUCGCUCGCUGACCCCUCUGGGGGUCCGGUCAUUGCGACCUCCUCCACUGUCCUUCCCUGUCCUGCUGUCCCGUCGGGCACACUGUCAGGUCUCCACCUCCCCUCGUUCUCUACGAACUUGGUGGCGGGUUGUGCGCUUCAGGAUGGGGGUGUUCACCCCUGCCUACGAGCGAGUGACACACUGCACGUGUGCUCGGACGGGCCGUCACGUGGCUACCUUCACUCGGCAGCCGGGCUCGGACCUGGGCGGCAGCGCGCUGCCCCUCACUCCUCCUCGUUUCCCCCGACGACUGCUCCUUUGCAGACGCUCCACAUGGACGUGUGGGGCCCAGCCCGCGUCCGUGGUCAGGGCCAGGAGAGGUACUUCUUGAUCGUCGUUGACGACUACUCGCGCUACACCACGGUCUUCCCCUUGCGCACCAAGGGUGAAGUCCCUGAUGUCCUGAUCCCUUGGAUCAGCAGAGCACGUCUUCAGCUGCGAGAGCGUUUUCGCUCGGAGUUUCCUGUCCUGCGCUUGCAGUCUGACAGGGGUGGCGAGUUCUCCUCCGACCUCUUGGUAGCCUACUGUGCUGAGCACGGCAUUCGCCAGUCGUUCACGCUUCCGGCCUCUCCACAGCAGAAUGGGGUUGCUGAGCGCCGCAUUGGAUUGGUCAUGGAGGUCGCUCGUACCUCCUUAGUCCACGCGGCUGCCCCCCACUUUCUGUGGCCGUUUGCGGUCCGGUACGCUGCGCAUCAGCUCAACCUCUGGCCCCGUGUCUCCGCUCCGGAGACCUCGCCCACACUGCUGUGGACGGGGGAGGUUGGCGAUGCGUCACGCUUCCGUGUCUGGGGAUCCCGAGCUUUUGUUCGCGACACGUCUACGGACAAGCUCUCCUCCCGCACUGCUCCCUUUGUCUUCCUUGGCUUUGUCCUGGAUGCGUCUGGCUGGCAGUUUUACCACCCCGCCUCGCACCGCGUCUUCCCCUCUCAGGACGUCACUUUUGACGAGUCCGUGCCCUUCUACCGCCUCUUCCCCUACCGCACUGCCCCACUCCCUCCCCCACCUCUCUUCCUCACGCCAGGUGCUGCAGUGGUAGACCCCCUCCCCCCUCAGGGUGCCGCUCCCUCAGGUGUCUCUCAGGUAGACCCGGUUGAGCCUGCCGAGGUAGCUGUCGACUCGCGUCCUACUAGAGGUGCUGAGCCUGAGCGUGCGGAGCCUGAGCGUGCGGAACCUGAGCGGGCGGAGCCUGCGGGUGCUGAGUCUGGGGGUGCUGAGUCUGGGGGUGCUGAGCCUGGGGGUGCUGGGUCUGAGGGUACUGAGCCUGGCGUUGCUGAGUCUGGGGGUGCUGAGCCUGGUGGUGUUGCAGUUGACUGCGAGGCGCCUGGAGGACCUCCCUCUUCGCAGCAGCUACGUGAGUGGUACUCACGGUACUGCAGCCUCCGGCGGGGUGCGUCUCGGGCUCGUGGUGCUACUGGAGUUGGUACUCGUGUUUCCCCACCACGGCGGGAGCCACCCUCUUCCCCACAGCUUCGAGAGUGGUACGCUCGGCACAUCAGUCUCCGGAGUGGAGCUGCUGGUGCUGGGGUCCCUGGAGUUGACGCUGCUGCGGGUGCUGCGGACCCUGGUGCUGGAGGUGCUGCUGCUGCUGGCGGUGCUGCUGGAGGUGCUGCUCGUACUGAGGACCCGGGCGUUGGAGCUGCUGCGGGUACUGCGGACCCUGGUGCUGGAGGUGGUGCUGCUGCUGGAGGUGCUGCUGCUGGAGGUGGUGCUGCUGCUGGAGGUGCUGCUGCUGGAGGUGCUGCUGGUGCUACUGGAGGUGCUGCUGCUGCUGCUGGAGUGGAGGACCCAGAGGGUGGAGCUUCUGCUGGUGCUGAGGACCCUGCCGCUGGAGCUUCUGCUGGUUCGAGAGUUGCUGCACGGCCACGGCCGUACUUCGUUCCGCUCCUUCAGCAGGUUCUUAGUCAGUGUCCUCCUCUCGCCUUAGAGUGUCCUCCGUCUGUCCAGUCACAGCCACAGUUACCGCCUGCCUCCCCACUCCCUGUGCCUACUCCGUACACUGGUCCGACUGGAGGUCUAGCUGAGAGACGUGAGCCUGCUUCACGUCCUGUGUCACGUGAGUCUCGUCGAGCGUCGCCUGUUCGUGCUGCUACCACUGCUAGUCGUGUCCAGCGUCAGCGUCCUCCUGCUGUCCCAGGCACUCACCAGAUGGCGCUUCGUCAGUCCACUGCUCUGCAGCGUGUCGCUCUCCCGUCGCCUCCUGCGUCCUCUCUUCCUGCGCUUGCUGACCCGGAGUCAGACACCCUUCGCGCUGCCAGUCCUACUGUCACCCGUCUCCUCGCUACGGUUGUCACUGACCCUUCCUUUGAGUCCGCUGCUGCGUCUGCCUUAGUCACUGAGCUUGUCGACUUUGCAGUUGCGUGUCGUCUAGACCUCGCUGCGAGUCUUGUUGCUGAGUCUGAGUCUGUCUGUCCUCCGUCCGUCGGGGGUGAGUGUGCUCUUGGCACGGACGUUCUUGAGGACAGGCAGGAGGAGGUUGGUUGCCUUGCCGCUGCUUUGCCCCAUCUCGUGUCCAUGCUUGUUGCCCCUCAGGGAGACCCGGAUGCACCAGACAUCCCGACCCCACGCUCUUACGCAGAGGCGAUGGCCGGUCCCUACUCCUCUCAGUGGCAGUCAGCCAUGGACACAGAGAUGGCUUCCUGGAAGUCCACUGGCACCUACGUCGACGAGGUUCCCCCACCUGGGGCGAACAUCGUCAGUGGCAUGUGGAUUUUCAGGGUGAAGCGGCCGCCGGGCUCUCCGCCUGUCUUCAAGGCGUGUUACGUUGCACGAGGCUUCAGUCAGCGAGAGGGAGUUGACUUCUUCCAGACCUUCUCCCCGACCCCGAAGAUGACCACUCUUCGGGUUCUGCUACACGUCGCCGCUCAGCGUGACUACGAGCUCCACUCUCUUGACUUCAGCACAGCUUUCUUGCAGGGCAGCCUGCACGAGGAGAUCUGGCUGCGCCGCCCACCUGGCUUCACUGGGUCGUUCCCUCCUGGUACCCAGUGGAGCCUCCGGCGGCCAGUCUACGGUCUCCGCCAGGCGCCACGUGAGUGGCACGACACACUGAGGACUACACUUGCGGCUCUUGGGUUCGCUCCUUCUACUGCUGACCCGUCGCUGUUUCUACGCACCGACCCCUCGCUGCCGCCGUUCUACAUCCUCGUGUACGUCGACGACUUGGUCUUUGCCACUUCUGACACAGAUGGUCUCGCUUACGUGAAGUCCGAGCUGCAGAACAGACACACGUGCACAGACCUGGGUGAACUGACAAGCUAUCUUGGCUUGCGGAUCACCCGGGACAGAGCACGGCGCACCAUCACCUUGUCUCAGUCACACAUGGUGCAGCAGGUCCUUCAGCGCUUCGGCUUCACGUACUCCUCGCCUCAGUCCACUCCUCUGCCUACGGGACACUCGCUCUCAGCUCUGCCUUCGGAUGAGUCCGUAGAGCCGAGUGGUCCGUAUCCAGAGCUUGUGGGCUGCCUCAUGUACCUGAUGACUUGCACUCGACCUGACCUUGCAUACCCUCUCAGCAUCUUAGCACGCUAUGUUGCUCCCGGCCGUCACCGGAAGGAGCACAUGGAUGCAGCUAAGAGGGUGUUGCGCUACUUGUGCAGUACGUCGGGCAUGGGGCUAGUGCUUGGAGGGCGAGACCGACCUGUUCUCACUGGGCACUCAGACGCUUCUUGGGCAGACGACCAGGCUACUCAGCGGUCGUCCCAGGGUUACACCUUCAGCCUUGGCUCUGGCUCUGUCUCUUGGCGUUCUACUCGCUCUUCUUCUGUUCUCAGCUCCAGCUGUGAGGCUGAGAUCUACGCCACGGCCAUAGCUGCCCAGGAGCUUCGCUGGCUCACCUACCUGCUGACUGACCUUGGAGAGCAGCCUCGUUCUCCUCCAGUGCUGUACGUCGACAACAAGGCCACCAUUGCCUUGUGUGGGGAGCACAGACUGGAGCACAGGACGAAGCACAUUGCUCUGCGCUACUUUCUUGCUCGAGAGCUGCAGCAGCGAGGUCAGCUUUGUCUGCGUUACGUGGCCACUCGGGCCAACACUGCUGACGUGUUCACCAAGGCGCUUCAGCCUUGUGACCAUCAGCGCUUGUGUACUGUUCUAGGCCUCGUGCCUACUGUCCCUCAUUUGCUCACUUCUUGA